Amorphotheca resinae ATCC 22711 is the source of this 1050-nucleotide messenger RNA. RefSeq lists its product as hypothetical. The record is from RefSeq and is a predicted model, not a curated record. The coding region runs from base 286 to 990 and encodes 234 amino acids. Lineage: Eukaryota; Fungi; Ascomycota; Leotiomycetes; Helotiales; Amorphothecaceae. The transcript has a single exon.
GGUCGAUUGAUCCCAAAAUGUGACAAUACCUGCGAGGUGCGGUGGUGCAGUGAAUUGAAUAUCAGCCCGCUAACGAGAGUCGACAAUAGGAAGAAAAAACCACAACCCCGUUGGCGAGCGUCCUCUCCUCUCAAUAGGAGUGUAUCAGGAUCUAUCUUCUUCCAACUUUCAUCCUCCCUCGAUCUCUUUCCUACCUACCUUCCUUCCACAUUUCAUCCCAAACAAACUUCACUUCUCUCACAACAACACACUCACAUUCGCAACGAAAAUCCCAUUUUCACAACGAUGCCUCCUAAAAUCAUCUUGAACACGACGAAGAAGAAGCGCAGCGCAGCCGACGCGCAGCUCCCUGUGUUGGACUUAGAGCCUCCUGCCAGUCAAUCUUCCACCCAGGGGCCGACUCUGGGAACUGGCAAGGCGGCUCACGCGUCGGUGUCUCUUCCCUCCCAACCGGCCGUUGCGAAGGUGGGCCAGGGAAAGACUGCUGCUGUCGCUGUCUCUGUCGUUGCUCCAGCGCCCGUCGCCGUCCCCGCUCCUUCCCCCACCCCUAUCCCCGUCCCUGCCACGGCCCCCGCGACGGCGCUUCCAGAUCCCAUCGAGGAACUGAGGCUGCUGUUUGAGGGGUUGACAAUCUCGGAUCCCAUUCUGCCCUUUCCUCCAUCUCAGCUCCCAGUACAUCAAUUUUCGGACCCGGCUCAAGUGAGCUUCUUCAUCCCUGACCUGGGCUCGGCGCCGGCGCUGGCUCAGCAGGGGGUGAGACCCAUGCCUCUUGGGCAUCUGCGGUACGGGGACGCGGUCACAGACUUCCAACAGUGGGUUUAUGACCAGUACUGGAGCCGUGCGUACCAGCAAUUGCUGGAACACACGAAGAGGUGGAUCUUGGAGAGGGAGAGGGAGAGAGUCUGGGAGGGUGAUAUGGACUGGGUCAUGGAAGAGGAGGAUUGGUUCCUGACCGACGUGGAGAUGGUGGCGAUGGACCCCCGACGUUAAGUAAGUGAUCUCCUUGACCGUGAUAUCCCCCUUGAUCUCGAUCUCCCCCUUCACCUUAAU